This is a messenger RNA of Sciurus carolinensis (gray squirrel), 2695 nucleotides long. RefSeq names its product olfactory receptor 18-like. The transcript has 4 exons. NCBI's taxonomy places the organism in Eukaryota, Metazoa, Chordata, Mammalia, Rodentia, Sciuridae. Bases 1745 to 2695 code for a protein of 316 amino acids. Gene Ontology annotation, cellular component: membrane. Gene Ontology annotation, biological process: G protein-coupled receptor signaling pathway. The record is from RefSeq and is a predicted model, not a curated record. Gene Ontology annotation, molecular function: olfactory receptor activity; G protein-coupled receptor activity.
CCCGCGGCCUGGUGUCUGGUUUACGUGGCGUUUCCUCAGUCGGUUUCCCACCUCUCCUGUCCCGAGUCCCCGGCCCCGGGAGGCGAGGGCCGGCCUGGGGCGCAUCCCCGCCUCGUCCCGCCGCCCCUGGGCCUCCCUCAGCCACGCGGCCCCAGAGCCCUGGUGGGCUCCGCCGGUGCCGGGCUGGUCCCGGUGACCGCAGCGGGGACUCGGGGCUGCGCCGGCGGCUGCCGCGUCUCCUGCAGGCCCGAGCCCGAGAGCCGCGCGGCGGCGUCCUCUCCCCGCAGAACGCAGAGCCUCGCUGGCGUCGGGUCCCGGGGCCCGAGCCUCGCGCUGCCUCUGUGCUGGUCCUUUCCUUCCAGGCGGGCUUAAUUAUAAUGGCCCGGGCACGUAUAUUGAAACCGAUUUGUCAUUUUAUGGCUAAGGGGACGAGCCAAAUAAUCUUUCUCUAUUAAUGCUGUGAAUUUUACUAAUCAGGGAUUCAGUUUUCUUGUUUGUUUUUGUGAUGCUGGAGAUUGAACCAAGAAUCUCACACAACAUCCCCAGCCUUUUUAAACGUAUUUUUAAAAUUUGAGACUGGGUUCUCGCUGAGUUGUCCAGACUGGCCUGGAAUUUGUGAUCCCCUUGCUUCUUCCUUCCAAGUGGCUGGGGUUACAGGUGUGCAGCACUGGCCCUGGCACUUGGGAUUUUUAUAUUCAGUGCUUUAUUCCCCAUGACUGCAUGUGAUAGGGACUUGGUGACAUUUGAGGAUGUGGCUGUGGACUUCACCCAACAGGAGUGGGCUUUGCUGGAUCUUGCUCAGAGGAGCCUCUACAGAGAUGUGAUGCUGGAAACCUUCCAGAACCUGGCCUCACUAGUCAUAUGGUGGAGAACAUCUGUGAAUACAAUGAAGAAAAUCAACGUGGACAAAUUCCAAAUCUUAUGCUCAAGAGAAGUACUGAAGUCAGAUCCUUUGAAUGCCAUGAGUGUGGCAAGGCCUUCCUAUUCCAUUCAUCCCUUGAGAAUCACAGCAGAUCUCAUGCUGGAAACAAACCCUAUCAGUGUAAGGAAUGUGGGAAAGCCUUCCAUUUUCUUGCUUGUUUUAAGAAGCACAUGAAAACUCCCACUUGAAGAGAAACCAUAUGAAUGUAAGGAAUGUAUGAAAGCCUUCAGUUGCUCCUCCUUGUUCAGGGCACACAUGAAGAUUCACAGCGAAAAGGCAAACUAUGAAUGUAAGGAAUGUGGGAAAACCUUCAGUAGUUCUUCAUACCUCACAGAACACAGAAGAAUUCACAGUGAAAAUAAGCCCUAUGAAUGUAAGGAAUGUGGGAAGACCUUUGCCUGUUCCUCUCACCCUGUAACACAUGUAAGAACUCACACUGGAGAGAAGCCUUAUAAAUAUAAAGAGUGUGAGAAAGCCUUCUAUGAGUCCUCAAGACUCAGUAUAUGUGUAAGGAUUGUGGGAAGGCCUUUAAUUUUUUCUUAUCCCUCACCCCACAUGAAAGAACUUAUAGCAGAAAGAGACCUUAUCACUGAAAAGAAUGUGGGAAAACCUUUGUUAGUUCCUCUUAUCUUACUGCACACAGAACUCACACAUGGAGAAAACACUAAAAUAUAAAGGAUGUGGGCAAGUAUUUUGACGUUCUUCCUAUUAUACAUGCAAGAAUUCACACUGGAGUAAAAUCCUUUGAAUGUCUGGAAUGUAGGAGUCUCCAUUUUUCCAUCUUUUGAAGACAUGUGAGAAGCCACACUGGAGAGAAACUGUAUGAGAAAGUGUCUCAGCUAUGUGGAACCACAAAAUUUAACACUUGUAUCAGAAUUCCUCCUUCUGGGCUUCUCAGAGGAUUCACAAAUGCAGCCCGUCCUCUUUGGAUUGUUCCUGUCCAUGUACCUGGUCACAGUACUUGGGAACCUGCUCAUCAUCCUGGCUGUCAGCUCUGACUCCCACCUCCACACCCCCAUGUACUUCUUCCUCUCCAACCUGUCCUUGGCUGACAUCUGUUUUACCUCCACCACCAUCCCGAAGAUGAUUGUAGACAUUCAGAUUCACCGCAGAGUUAUCUCCUAUGUGGGCUGUCUGACACAGAUGUCCAUUCUUAUUCUUUUUGGAUGUUUGGAUAGUCUGCUUCUGACUGUGAUGGCCUAUGACCGGUUUGUGGCCAUCUGUCACCCGCUGCACUACUCAGUCAUCAUGAAUCCCCACCUUUGUUUCUUGCUGGUUUUGGUGUCUCUUUUCAUCAGCAUUUUGGACUCCCAAGUGCACUGCUGGAUGGUGUCACAACUGACCUUCUUCUUGAAUGUGGAAAUACCUCACUUCUUCUGUGACCCUUCUCAGUUAUUAAACCUUGCAUGUUUUGAAAUUCCCACCUACAACAUAUUCAUCUAUAUAUUCGGUGCCAUCUUUGGUGGUAUUCCAGUCUCAGGGAUCCUUUACUCUUACACUCAAAUUGUUUCCUCCAUUCUGAAAGUCCCAUCAACAGGUGGGAAAUUCAAAGCUUUCUCCACCUGUGGCUCUCAUCUGUCAGUAGUUUGCUUAUUUUAUGGGACAGGUCUUGGGGUGUACCUCAGUUCAGCUGUCUCACAUUCCCCCAGGAAGGGUGUAGUGGCCUCAGUGAUGUACACUACAGUCAUUCCUUUGCUCAACCCCUUCAUAUACAGCCUGAGGAACAGGGACAUCAAGAGGUCCAUAAAGAGGUUUCUCAGAAGAAGAGCAUAA